Molecule: messenger RNA, 3739 nt
Organism: Pocillopora damicornis (cauliflower coral)
Lineage: Eukaryota; Metazoa; Cnidaria; Anthozoa; Scleractinia; Pocilloporidae
Product: protein CLEC16A
Biological process (GO): vacuolar transport; endosomal transport; regulation of autophagosome maturation
Cellular component (GO): Golgi apparatus; late endosome
Source: RefSeq, a predicted model, not a curated record
GUCUUCCUUCCUUUCUGAAUAACAGCCUACAAGUGGUGGUGUGUCUUGUCUUUUUGUGGACGUUUUACUUCCAACAGCAAGCUGGAUGGUGACAUGUUUCAGCGUCAGAAGAACUGGAUUUCUGAUGUGCUGUGGAAACCCAAAAAGGCUCAUUCUCUUGAGCAGUUAAGAUAUCUCCAUUACGUUCUUACCAAGAAUUCUACCGUGAAUGAGACGAAUAGAGGAUUACUUGUGGAGACUUUGCGCUCAAUCGCGGAGAUCUUAAUAUGGGGAGACCAAAAUGACAGCAGAGUGUUUGACUUCUUCUUGGAGAAGAGUAUGUUGCUGUAUUUUCUAAAGAUGAUGAGUCAGAAAUCCAAUCAGAUUUGUGUCCAGCUCCUGCAGACUCUCAGUAUCUUGUUUGAAAACAUCAGAAACGAGACAUCUCUAUAUUAUUUGUUAUCAAAUAACCAUGUCAACUCCAUUAUAAUUCACAAGUUUGAUUUUUCUGAUGAAGAGGUAUUAGCAUAUUAUAUUUCAUUUCUGAAGACAUUAUCACUCAAGCUUAACAGGCAUACAGUUCACUUCUUUUUUAAUGAGCACAAGAAUGAUUUUCCUUUAUACACUGAAGCUAUCAAGUUCUUCAACCAUUCUGAAAGCAUGGUUAGGAUAGCUGUUAGGACUCUUACACUAAAUGUUUACAGAGUUGGAGAUAAGAACAUGCUUGGUUUCAUCCGAGACAAAACAGCAGAUCCAUAUUUUUGGAACCUGGUGUGGUUUAUUGGUAAUCAUGCUAUUGAACUUGACAACUGUGUUCGCAAAGAGUCUCACCACUUAAAAUGUGACAGACUGAAGGACUUGGUUGCAGAGCAUCUGGAUCAUCUUCAUUACCUUCAUGACAUACUGUCACUCAACAUACAAGAUGUGAAUAUUGUGCUAACUGGGCAUUUUAUUAACCGUUUGUUGAUUCCACUGUACAUUUAUUCUCUGGUGCGUAAAAGACCUGAUUUGGAGCAGGAUACACCUCGCCUUGGUGUUAUGGUAGCCUUUUUCCUUCUUUCUCAAAUACUUCUCAUAAUGUCUCACCCUCCACUAGUCUCUAGUCUGGUAGAUGUGCUUGUUAAUGGUGAUGAAGUUGCCUCAGGGUGCACUCCUGAAGAUUCUCCUCUACCUCUUAAAAAGGCUUGUUCUCUGAGUAAUUCAGCGGCAAGUGUACGAACCUUCCAGAGGCCUGAAGAAACACUGGAGGAAUCUCUAGUAGCUCUUGGAGUGAACACAGAAGGUUAUUCUUUCCUUGGGAAGACAUCAUCUUUGGGUCCUUUGUCCAGAGGAAAAUCCUUGCACGUGGCAAACUCAAAGUUUUAUGUAAAGGACAACAAUCGAAAGCAAGGUGAUGAAAUAGCACUCAUUUCUAGCAGGGAGAGAAUAAAUGCUGAAAAGAUAAAUGCUUCUAGAAAAGAUGCUGAUUUAAGUCCAGUCCAAGUUCCUCUUCUUCAGACUCCACUCGGACAGGGGACUGAUAGCGAGUCUGACACAGAUUCAUCAUCUGGUUUCUCCACUCCUGUUGCUACUUCAGGAGAGAGCACCAAAGAAGAAACUACCACAGAAAAACGUCCUGAACACGUUUUGAAUACAGUGGCUGCAACAGAUCAUUCACAUGGAGUACAGAGUGUCAUUCAAAGACCCAAGGAAUUCCAGCCUGACAGGAUGUUUCUUGAAGCAAUCGAAGAAAGUUUAGACUGCAGUGAUAACGACGAGGAGGCACUCUUUGCAAUUUGUUUGCUGUAUGCAGCUAUUGGUAAUAAGGGUGUGGAUAACAACUUACUUGAAUCAGCAGGACUCUCCACAGCUGAGAGCAAAGUUCCUUAUAACGAGCAACUUGUAGAAAGCCUCAUUAGAAUGUUGGAACUCGGCUAUCGAAAUGGGAGUCAAGUGCGCGUAGUAACAUUAGAGAUCGCCAUUAUACUGCUGAAGGAGCUGAUUAUGUAUACAGUAGAUGGCUCAAAGUGGAGCUACCUUAGCGAUAGACACUUGGCUCUGAUCGAGAAUGUUCGCGAGGCCAGUACGUUACAGUUGCGGCACUAUUAUAAGGAAGAUGAAAUUUUCUUGGACAUGUUUGAGGACGAGUACCGGCAAACAAAGGUAAAGCCUCCCAACGUGCAACACUUGAUGAUGGAUGCUACGCUACUCCUUCCUAUUACGGGGACACCGCUGACCGGAAUUGAGUUUUACAAGCGCCUGCCGUGUGGAGAAGUGGAACAUACUCGAAGGGCAAUUCGAGUGUUUCUGCUCAUGAGAGACCUUUGCUUAGCACUGCUGGGGAAGAAAGAAGAGCAACUACCUCUAUCAAAAGUUGAAAACUCUGUCCAUUUGGAAGACGUCCUGGAUUUAAAUAACAGUGACCUGAUCGCUUGUACAGUGAAGACAGAAGACAAGCAGCAGCAGCGCCGUUUCCUUGUGAUAGACGAGGCUCAGUUUAUACUGGUUGAACCAGACACCACCAAGUUGGGGUGGGGUGUGGUCAAGUUUGUCGCCAGACUUCAGGAUGUAGAGACAGCUCCCGAUAAGGAAGACAGUCGCUCUUUAUUCAUCACCAUACACCAGCCCAGCUCUGCCCGCAGCCUUACCAAGGUCCGCUCUCGCCCCAUCUUGUCUGCCAAAUUCAUCUUUGAUGAUUAUAUCCGUUGCAUGUCGGCUAAGCAGCGCCUCCAGAGGCGGCGAACGAUGCUUAGACAACAUAAACUGCACUGCAUAGCUCAGCUGUUAGAACUGCCAGCUAUGGCCUCUCCCCCGUCACACUAUUAUUCCAUUACACCUCCGGCUUAUGUUAAUUUAGGCCCAGGACAACUCGAAUCCCCGACAGAUUCUCAAACAAACGAGUCCGCGAAUGAGGGUGUUGACGGACCCGAGCAACCUCAAACGCAUGCGCAGUCGAUAGGUGAUAUGUCACAGGAUGGCGCUCAUGCUUCUUUUCCUGCAGCCAUGCCUACGCCCGAACAGUGUUUGUCACCAGUCCACGGCACAGGACGACGAACAACUUCUCAGGCUGAGGCGUUAGCGAGCGUACUCGAACAGUCACCUCCGCCCAACAAAACGACUGUAGCUCGGACCAUUUCGGUGGAGGAGGCAGCAGAAGCCAUAGAAAUGGAACUUACCAACUCGGUGCUUCAAUCUGUUCAAGAAAAUUGCUCUACCGGAAAUUCCUCGCCUGUAGGAAACCUGUCACGCUCACAGUCUGCAGAAAAUCUACGGCUUUUAACUGCCUGGAGAAAUCCAGUAUCACUAUCGGCCCCUGCCACCCCCCGUGGGGAUAGGCGCUCUCAACCAAUCACGCUGGAGGAAGAGGAUACCUUAGCAAAGGUAAAUACUCAGAAUUCAAUGUCUGAGCCCGCAAUAUUUUUAAGUGGUCAGUAUGAUUCACCGGCGGCAACCGUCCAUAAACCGGUCGAAAGAAAACUGAAAAGGACUGGGAACAGAAGAAGUGCACAGAAGGGAAAAGGAAGACAACGAAAAAGAUGAAUACUUUUUGACUUGCUUGAAAAAUGAUUCAUAAUGAAUUAUCUGUUGUAAUGAUUAAAUGAAAGUAACUGCUUACGAACAGUAAAAGGACCUGAAAUUAGGUAAUGACACUGAUAUUUAAGACUUAAUGCAAUGGAUGAAAAUACUCCUUAUUGGAAAACUGAGACGAGAUGAAAUUGGCCCAUAUUUAAAAGGAUUAGAAUAGAUUUUAUUAAAUGUGAAAUUAUUCUUUUAUCAGGAA